Cherax quadricarinatus is the source of this 2130-nucleotide messenger RNA. The record is from RefSeq and is a predicted model, not a curated record. Lineage: Eukaryota; Metazoa; Arthropoda; Malacostraca; Decapoda; Parastacidae.
GUCAAAGGGUUAAAUAACAUGAAGGCACAAUUACCCCAGAAGGAUAAAAAGAGUUACAGCACAAGACUCAAAGACAUCGAUUGGGAAAAAGCGGCAUUUGGGAAUUUUACAGCUGGUGACUGUAAAAGUCAUUUUGGAGAAAUUUUAACAGGGAUUAAAUCGGUGAAGACACUCGCCAUGGUUUUGGAUGAGGUUACAGAAAAACAUGACAGAACUCGACUUAAAGAAGAGGAAAGUCUUGUUACCUUUUUCAUCGUUUCAUGAGAGACAAUUCAGAUAGAAGUCAUAAGAAGCAAUUCACCAAUGGGGGUAAUGGUUUUGUAAAUCUGGCUAAAGCUUGGAAAAAUUUGCCUGAGGAAGAAAAAGAAGUGUAUAGAAAGCCAUAUCAAGAGGAGCUUGCGGAGGAGCGUAUAAGGUUACCUUCGAAAUCUUCACAUAGAAAUAAAAUGAGAAAGAUGUGUCCAUUUGACCUUCCUAGAUCACCACUUGAGAUCUGGAUUGCUGAGGAAAAGAAACUGCCAAACAAAGAAGCUGUGACAUAUAAAGAAUGGAAACAGAAGUUUCAGAAUCUUGAGAAAGAAGACAAAUUGAAGCAUAUCAUUACUUCACUCAGAGAGUUCUAUGAGUAUAAGAAAAGUGCAGAUGAAUAUGUGGAGAAAAAUCCUGAUUUUGUAUUUCCCAUCAUUCAGGGUCCUAACAAAAGUGAUGUACAGCUCUUCCUUGAAUACAGGAGAAUGCCAAUGCUGCCUCCCACCAGACCUACCAUGAUGUAUUAUCAUGAACUCCAGAAGGCUGGAGAGUUGGACCAGUUUUCAGGUUCAGAGAAGCUCGUGGUGGCAAUGGAGAGGUACAAAAACCUGCCCUCUUCAAGAAAACUACACUACAAAUCUUUACUAGAUAAGAAAAUGGAGAAGUACAGAAUGCAGAUGGAUGCCUGGGAAGAGAAUCAAGACGAGUUAACAUUGUUUAUGAGAGCGAGACUACUUGGACGUAAAAUUAAGAAAACGGAAAAUCCUAAGAAAACCGCCCCAUCUGCAAGUACCCGUCGUCAACUGUUAAAACCAUCUGAAGCAUUUGAAAAUACGAUUAAAUUUGAAAUGUCCAUCCCAAAGUUUCUUGAUGAACCAUGCAAACCUCCUAAGAACCCUUUUAUGCUCUUCCGUAUGAAGUUAAAACAUUUGGUCCAAGAUAAAUGUGAAUCACAGUCCCAAGUUAGUAAUGUGUGUUUAAAAGAAUGGAAAAACCUGUCAAAGGAAGAGAAGCAAAGAUAUACUGAACGUUGUGAAGAACUUAAGGAAAAAUAUGCAGAACAAGUGUUACAGUAUGUGAAAAACAUGAACAAAAAUUUGCGUAGAUUGUACGUUGGCGUUCAUCGCAAGACAUUGUUUACAUUCUUUCAACGUGAUAUAUUUGAAGAAGUGUAUCCUAAUAAGAAGUAUCCUGUUUAUUUGUUAAGCCCACGGAAGCAGAAGACGGUGAGAAAAACCAGCGAGGAUAACUUCUCCGGAGAAGUGAGCGAUGACGACUUUACUGCCGAUUCUUUCUCUGGCAAGAACAAUAAUAAAAAUGUUGAGUUUAAAAAGAAUGAGAACAAAAGUGAUUCUUUGCAGUCUAAAGAUAAGUUAUCCAGUGAUGGUUAUGUGAAGUCCAAGGCAGUGGAAGGUACAAGUCAGAGUGACGCUGCAAAAUCAAAGUCAAAAAAAGGCAAAGAAAUAUCUGCACCAACUGUUUCUAUGUUUGAAACCAAAGUAAAAUACUUAGGAACUAAAACUCUUGAUUCAUUCUCUAGUGAUGACGAUCAGAGAAUACAAGAUGCAAAUGUAAAAACAUUUGAGGAAGAAAGUACAAAAACUGAGAGUGACUCAGAAUGUGACAUUGAACGCAGCCAGUCACCUUACAAAGGCUCAGCUGAAGCCUCAUUGACCACCAUACCAAAUAAACUGGAAUCUGAUGACUGCAGCAGCAGUGAUGGUUACUCACAUACACAUGUUAUGCCAGCCAGAAAGACUACAAAAUCUAUCAGAAAGAAAGUAUGAAAGUAAGUUUGAUUAUUGUCUUGGUACACAAUAAACAGUGAAUAUUUGAUAGUCCACAACAAUGGUUCUUUCCUUUGGUUAAAAUAAAAAUUCC